AUGAAAUCUUUGCAAUUGCAAAGAUUUGUACAUACGUCUGCACAAACUUUACGCGGUCGAAGCUCGUUCUUCAACAUUCACCAAAAGGUUACCGAUCCGGCCAAACAAGAUCCCGAAUAUUUUGAGAAGAAAGCGCGACAGUUACCUUUGGAUGAAAAUUAUAUCGAUAAUUUGACGAAGCUCUACUACGAAAAAAUCGGAAGCGAACGUGACUUGGGUCUGAAAGCGUCGGAUAACUUAAUUGUCGAGAAUACCGAUUUUGGGCUGCCGAAAAUUGACAAAUCCAAAAUUCGCUCCAAAUAUGAAGAUCUCGAUGUGCUGAAAAACGCGCCCGAAUCGGUUCGGAAGAUUUUCAGCGUCGAAAUGGCGACGAGACGCGAGCUAUCAAACGAAUGGAAGUCGGCGCUGAUUCAAUCAGUUCGGCAGCAUUCGCUCGACGAAAGCAGUUUAGAAAUGAAAGUCGCGUGGAUGACGGCAUUGAUUCGACAUUGGUCGCUUCUCGCCAACGACAUCGCGCAAACCACGCCGAAGAAACCUACAUGGCUGACGCAUCGAAUUUGGUUGGUGAUAAAUGAGAGACGAAAAACGCUGAGAAUUCUUCGCGAGCAAAAUGAAGAGGCCUUUAAUAAAUGUAUCAAGAAUCUGAAAAUCGCGUAUCACAUUCCCAAACAGCCAAGUCACGUGAAAACCCGUAAAGCAUGGGCCGAAGCCCAACUGAAACUUCGCGUUGAGCAGGAGAAAGAAGCGCGCUUGGAAGAGCUUCACGCCAAAUACGACCAACAAAAUUUGGAGCAUAAGCGCGAAGUUGAAGAAAGGCGAAUUGCAUUGAUGAAAGAAUUGAGCCAGGUCGAGGAGAAGCUUAAGAACAUCGAGAUUCUUGAAGGGCGUCGAACGGAAAAAGUGGGAAACUACGAGCCGCCAUUGAUCUCAUCAUUAACCGAAACUGUUCUCCAUUCAAUGCUCUUCUAUCAUCCCCCACCAACAAUGGUGCAAAAUUGA
Messenger RNA from Caenorhabditis bovis, 999 nucleotides. Lineage: Eukaryota; Metazoa; Nematoda; Chromadorea; Rhabditida; Rhabditidae. The record is from the annotation of a GenBank genome assembly.